Molecule: messenger RNA, 1293 nt
Organism: Oryctolagus cuniculus (rabbit)
Lineage: Eukaryota; Metazoa; Chordata; Mammalia; Lagomorpha; Leporidae
Source: RefSeq, a predicted model, not a curated record
AUGUCUUCAUGGGCUCGACGCCACGCUGCAAAAAACUCCCUUGUGAAUCUUGAAUUAUGGCAACUGAUUCAGAAACGCUAUCCAAUGGAGUGUAGGCUUAGGGAAUCUGGGCAAGAAUUAGCGGAAAUAAUUAAUGAUCGUCAUCCAGUGCAUCUAAGUGAACCAGGAGAACUAAGAAGAGAAUAUGAAGAAGAAAAAUCUAAGAUGGAGGCACAAUGCCAAUUCACCCAGGAAGAAGAGAACAAAGCCAAUGAAGACUACGUCCAGAGACAGUUGGCGGAGGAAGAAAAACAAAGACGGCAAGCAGGAAGAAAACAGAACCAGCCGAAACAAAGACCGAAAAGGGAGGCGCCAAGAACAAAGCCAAACGGGAAUACCACCAGUACCUGUGGGACGAGCAGCACGACCUCUCCCCCACAAUCAGCAGAACCUGAACCAGUUCCAACCACUUCGCCAAGGAAAUGCAAAGGCAAAAAGAGAAACAUCGGAGAUACUCAGGCCUGUUUGUCACCAACCUCUCAAUCUGGGUCAACAUCCCAAGCUGCAAGUGUACAAGAAAUCAAGAACCCUACAUGGAAGAAAAGUGACAGGAGUAAUGAGAACAACCCUGCGUGGCAAGACACGGAUUUUGAAAAAGAUAUGCCAACACGUCCUCCGCGAAUCACCGAUGAAAUUGCGGAACAGGCUGCAACUUCUUCCGCAGGCCCAUCUCUGCUGUGGAACCACCCUUAUCACACAAGAAUUUGCGUUGAGGGAAGAAUCACAAUGAGACCGAACAACCCUGGCAGAGACGGACUUCAAACCAAAGUUCCCUCCUUGGGAGAACCUGCUGCCUCUGUGUCACGGAUCACACACAUAACCGGAAACAAUACAGUUAAGAAAGAAAAUAAAGAGUCUUCAUGCACCGCCCGGAAAGCCGUUGCCAAAAGAAAAAAUCAAGAACCUCCAUUUAAAGAUGUCAAGGAUUCGUGCUUCUCUGCAAAAAGAAGGCAAUUGUCAUCAAGUUCCUCCUCAGCUCAAGACGAAGCAGAAUAUCUCGAGGGACUGAUCACCACGGAGUGUCUACUUGCCCAAAGACACAAGCAGGAAGAACAAGACUGGCUGUUGGCAUCAAAACUUCAGGAAGAGGAGAACAGAAGAGCAAUGAAGCCAAACCGCCAGAAAGGAUCCCUGGAUGAAUACCAGUUGUGUGCUGCCUCCUCUCUUGCAAAUGCACAGAGGGAGAAUCCAAAGGCUGGGACUUCAAAAGUCAAAGCCUUUGAAUCUCAGAAAGGUUCAACCGAUGACAAUUAG